UGCUGUAAACUGGACUUUCAAAAUGUGAUAUCUCAUUCAUGCAUACAGCCAAGGAUCGAGGAUGUGUGGCUUGCACCUCAGUUGUGUGACUUCAGAGAUGGCUGAUAAGGAGAAUGGAAGAGCUGAAGUCACUGGGCAGGAGAUGCUUGAUGAUCAACUACUGUUCCCAACAAAUCAAGCUCCAGACAAGGCUCUUAUUGAGGAGUAACAUUUUAAAUUCUCUACAUUCGUGUGGAGGCAGGAGUUAUCAAAAGUAAGCAAAGAUUUAGAACUGACACAACACAUUAGCACAGGUUUAGUUUGGAGAAACAGCAGCAGGUGUCUUUGCUGGGGACGGGAGUGGGAAGUCUUUGCCGGUUGCACAGGCGGGCCGGGCAGCGGUGAGCCGGCCGGACGCCUUUGCCGGGCGUACCCUGGGCUGGCGAUGGCGAGAGCCGUGCUGCUGGCCGCGCUGCUCCUCGCCGCGCUUGUGUCCGUGCACUCGGCCAAGGCCCGCCGGCCGCCCGCACACGAGAAGCCCAACAACUUCUUCAGACAGGUGGCGAAUGGCAUUUACCGGAACCUGGUGGCCGUCUUCGGGGAAGAGAUGGUGGAGGCGGUGUGCAAGUUUUUCUCCAGGACAACUGAACAGUUUGUGUUUGGUAUGGAUGUGUUGGUGGAAACUGUGUGGAAAAUAUGGUCGGACCUCCUGGAAAUUCUUGGAAUUGAUGCAUCAAACCUGCACCAAUAUCUGAAUCCAGCGACAGCAGUUCACCACCCAUCUCAAGUCCUCCUGAUAUCUGUUGCUGUGCUUUUAGCUUACUGGUUUAUAUCAAUGUGUCUGGGACUUCUGUUUUAUAUGUUACGCACAGUAUUUGGCUGUUUUUUUUGGAUUGCCCGAAUAGUUUUUUUUGCCCUUGCUUGUUUGUAUAUUCUGCAGAAAUCUGAAGGUGACCCUGAAGGUGCCGUGCUUCCCCUUUGUUUUGUAGUCUUGGCGUAUGUUAUAACUGGUCCGGUUGGCUUUUAUUGGAGGAGAAGCGGUAGUCAUGUAGAGGAUAAACUUGAACAUCUUGAUGGUCAAAUCAGGCUCAUGAACAUUCGCCUUAAUAGAGUGUUGGAAAAACUUGACCAAAACUCUGCUUAGUGCUGGAAAAACACCAUUGCUUAUCACCAGCACUGUUUAAUGUAUAAUGAACUGUUGAUACCAGGUGUGAUUUGUUCAACCCAUGUUCAUAACAACCAGGAUUAGUGUUACUGUCAGUGAACUAGUGACCAGUAAUUAUAUUCCUAAAUUUUGCUUUUCAAUCAUUCAGCCACUUUUUUUAAUUUUUAUACCCAUUGAGUAUUUUAUAUUCUUAUUACCAAUAACAAAGAUUAAAUUCUUGUGUCUUGUGAAAUUUUUCUUUAAAUGUCUUAAAUACAUAUGGUCAGUCAUUCAUCGGUAUAAAAAAAAGCCAUGGGUGAAAUCUGCUGGACCAGUCCUGCUGUCUGGAAUCACCAUCCAUGGUCCCUGCAUACCCAUGCUCACUGGGCUAUAUGCAGAAGGCUUAUCUUCCAAUUUGCACCCAGUGACUGGUCCUCAGAUAUUCGGAGACAUUAAUACUGAACUAAGUAAUUGCUUUAUCAGUUUGAAUGGCCAGCAAAAUUUGGCCCAAUAUUAUUUUCAGCCUAUUCAACUUCUGUGGGGGAAGAGAGGAAAGAAUAAUAAGUGUGCUCACUAAUCAUGUACCAUUAUUUCUGUACUAUUUAUGCAUUCAGAGAUAAUUGGAUGAUUUUAGAACUUACACAGUUUGCGAUUAAAACCAAGGGUGAAUUCUAAGACUUUAUGUACAAUUUUUGCUUCAAGUUGUCCAUUCUGUCCCUUUCAUUGUUGCUAUGUUGUUAGAUCCCUAAUUAUGUAAGAGAAUUUGAGUUGGUGUUCUAUUUGCAAUGUGCUGUGGUGAAAAGAAAUAGUCAAGAUUUCUUACUACUGUGCAUUUGAAAUUUUUCUUUGGUUUAGUGGGUACAUUGCAUGUGAAUAGAAGUACAGUAUAGAAAUGUGUAUUUGUACAAUCACCUAUUGCAAACUUCAGUUUUGCCAAUGGAUUUGUAGACCAUGGAUCUAUUAAUAUGGCAUGUUUGUAAAUGUGAUGAGUAAUUCAUUGCCAGGUUAUUUAUAUGUAGCUUAAUUAUGAUAUGUGGUGUUAGACCAAAUUAAUAUUAAAAAAAGCUGCAAAAUUGACUGUUUUCUGCCCCACUUCCAGCCUCCAAUAGAACUUGAUUUAAGGUAGAUAACCUCAUCUUUAGAGAUGACCACACAAAUUUGUAUGAUUCCUCUUAAGAGGUGUUCAUCAAAUUCCACAAGAUAGAUUUUGGUGUUAAACCUAUACUCUCAUUUUUUUUUAAAGUAAGACGGGUAGAAUUGCAAAUGGUUGCAGUCAAAUGUGAGUCUCAUAGGUGACGGAUCAGAGUUUGUGAUGGAGUCUUCCUGUUCUUUGUUCUGAUCAGGUAAGAAAAGCAUAGGGAGGAUGGGUUUUUAAGUUAUGAAAAAGUCUGAAAUUUAUACUAAGUGGAACUAAUUCCACCACAAAUAAUGAUUUAUAUUGGUUCUAGAGUAUGUACCUCAGAAAAAAUGCUUUAUGUUUUGGAGUUUGGAAACAAGCACUGAAGGGCAAUGAAAGCCACCUGGCAAAAUACGUUCACCCAAAAUAAAUGCUUUUGUUUUUUGUAGCCAUUAGAAAUUAAUGGAAAUUAUUAUUGAUUCUGACAUGCAGGAAAACCAUAACCUGUUAAAGUGUACAUCUGAAAUGAUUUGAUAAAUCAUGAUGGUCUUACUUGAGCUAAUAUCUUGGCCAAAUCUACAAUUCAAUUAGUGUAGAGAAACAAAGGAUUGCAGAUGCUGGACUAUCUAGAUGUAAAACGCUAUGAUGUUGGAGGAACUCAGCCAGCCAGGCGGCAUCCGUGGAGAAAAGCAGGCAUUCAACGUUUAAGAUCAGGACCCUUCUUCAGGACUGAAGAUAGGAAAAGGGGAAGCCCAAUAUA
Molecule: messenger RNA, 3000 nt
Organism: Pristis pectinata (smalltooth sawfish)
Lineage: Eukaryota; Metazoa; Chordata; Chondrichthyes; Rhinopristiformes; Pristidae
Gene: bri3bp
Product: bri3 binding protein
Exons: 4
Coding region: 425-1123 (232 amino acids)
Cellular component (GO): mitochondrion
Source: RefSeq, a predicted model, not a curated record